Messenger RNA from Macrosiphum euphorbiae (potato aphid), 1065 nucleotides. The record is from the annotation of a GenBank genome assembly. NCBI's taxonomy places the organism in Eukaryota, Metazoa, Arthropoda, Insecta, Hemiptera, Aphididae.
AUGUGUAAUUCAGUUGCUGAUACUCCGUGUGCUGAAAAAAAGAAAUUCCUUUCUAAACUUAUUUCAAAUAAAAAACACUAUUUGGAAUUUGUAGAACAAAUAGAUACUGAAUACCACCAAACAAAUAAUGAUGGGAAUGAUAAUGAUAAUAAUGCAAAUUCUACUUCUUUGGAUUCCUUUAAACAAUGGGCUCAGUCAAUAGCAGACAAAGCUAGAGAAAACACCAAAGAUAUAAUUGGUCAGUUUGAUAAUGCUCAGUUUCUUCCAAGCUUAGAGUCGUGUAUAGUAAAUACCAUGAAAUUCUUCCCAUGUUGGUCUGGAAUUAUGAGAGAUAAUUUUGGAUAUGGAACAGAGACUGCUUCUAGUAGUAGAAUAGAAAGUAACUUCAAUCAAUUGAAGAAUAGACUUUUUAAAAAUGAAUCAUUACCCUUAAGAAUAGACACGUUCUUGGAAAAAUUAUUAAUUUAUUAUAAAGGUGACCAUUUGUUGAUACAAGGAGAUAAUCAAGAUUGGGAAGAUGGGAUUUCAACUGAAAAUGAACCAGUCCAUAAUCCAGACAUGCUCAAUAUAUCAACUGUUGGAUAUAAAAAUAAUUGUGUUCAAUAUACUCCACCCGCAGAACAAGAAGUGAUGAUUGAUAGGUAUUAUGUAGAUGAUAAUACAUCAUUACAAUAUGACAUUCAAGAAUGGGAAGACAGUAUUUUAUUUGAAAAUGAACCUGAUACUUUUCCCAAAACCAAUAAUAAUCUAGUAAAUGAUAAUGUAUUUCAAGACAAUCAAAGAACCGUACAAAACGGUAGCAGUAAUGAGGAUGAAGAUGAAAUUAUAAGGAUCUCUAAAAAUAUAAAUGUAUCUGAUAUUGUAAUCGAUGAAAGCAAUAAUAUUGAAAAAUUAAACAAAAAUAAUCAUUAUAAGCAGAAAAUUGUACAAGAAACAUUAUUAAAUGAAAAAGAAACAUGUAGUGCUUCUACAAAUGAAGAUUAUUCUAUGGGAUUACACAAAUGCAUGUUUUGUAAAAAAAUCCGUUCCUAUCUUCGGAUGUUCAGUUUCAACACCAGAUGGUAA